AUGUCUGAGCGGAAAGAUCCUCUCGAUCUGGCCGAGACAGGCGAUCUCACCACAUUUUCAAAGCUUGAGGCUUCACUUGUUCAAACUGAGGUUGUACAGCGCCCGAACUCAAGGGCACAAAAUGAUGUCUAUCGCCAUGCUGAGAGCUCUGAUCUUUCUGUCAAUGAGCUGGACUUCAAUUACGACCUCGAUACGGGCCAUUAUCCUUUAGGCAAUCUCAGAUCACUUCAGCAGGUCUUUGAUGCUGUGCAAUGUCAUCGCGAAUUGGAGAAGGAAGAAAACUUUUCGCUUAAGACUCGUGUUGAGUGUUUGAAGGUCAAUUCACAGGGAGGAGAGUGGUCAAGUCUGGAUGAGGAUGGCAUGGACAACCUUCUACGGUCAUUUUCUGAGAAUUCCCUUCCGCUCCCGAUCGAUAAUUCUCGUGGUCGCAACAUGCUUGUUUUCCUUUUACCCUUGGUGCCUGUUGAGAAUACCUCUUACGGUUCCCGCAUCUUAAUGACUCUGGAAAAUGCCAACCAAUUCCUAAAGACUUUUGAUGUCAAUCCUUUGUUCUUGUUGAACAUGAUCGGUCGGCCUGAUUACUGGGCACCGCAGACUCAUUGGGAAGCCGAUGAUGAUGGCAGGUUGCUGGCUUGCGAUUUGUUUUGUCAACACCCUCGCUGGAACCUCCAUUUUCAAGGGGCUCCACUCUCAGUUUAUAUGCGCCACGAUAUUACUCGCGACUUGACAACAUACAUCAUAUCCCAUAAAGAAUUCGAUACCUCCGUUACCACACUGAAAUCUCUCCUGGGCAUAGCACUCAACACGGCAUCCGCGGCCCAGAAACCAGCUGUCUUCCUAGACGACCCAUUCGAUAUCCAUGUCAUUCUCUCAACACUAUCAUUUGAGUCCUCAAAAUUUCACGUCAAACGCUUUCAAAGGUUUAUGUGGGCCCAGAUCAACAAAGUAGACGACCAUCUCGGCGGCCUCGAGACCAGCGACCGAGCGAAACUAGGAGAUCUCACCAAACAACUCCAGAUCAUUUCCCAGAACGCUGAUUCUCAUAUCGGCAACGCCGAUGUGGCCAUCAUCACAGCCACGGCUAUCCAAAACGCACACUCCCGCCUCAUACCAUCACUACCGCGAUCCAGUCCCUUCAUCUACCAACGAGUAGAUGACUCAAUAUCCUAUGUCAUUGGUUCAAUGAAGAAGCAGAAAAUUUGGUUCUUAAACUACAAGCAGCGCAAGGACAGUACCAUGUCGCUGGUCUAUAACCUCGUGACCCAGCAGGAUGCUGCGAACAAUAUCCAGAUUGCUCAUAGUAUGAAGCAGGAUUCUACGUCUAUGAAUGCGAUAGCUGCUUUGACUAUGGUAUUCUUGCCGGGUACGUUUGCAGGUACAAUCGUCGGCGCGGGAGUCUUUGGGGGUGAGAUUACUGGAGCGAAGGUUUGGUGGGUUUGGGUGGGGAUCACGGUGCCUUUGACGGUAGUGGUUAUGAUUUGUUGGUUGCUCUACCAGAACGCAAAGAAACCUACGAUCAAUGCUAGCUGGGUUGGGAAGAAG
This is a messenger RNA of Penicillium canariense, 1542 nucleotides long. RefSeq lists its product as uncharacterized. Lineage: Eukaryota; Fungi; Ascomycota; Eurotiomycetes; Eurotiales; Aspergillaceae. The record is from RefSeq and is a predicted model, not a curated record. The annotation marks the transcript as partial. The transcript has 5 exons.